Stegostoma tigrinum is the source of this 1305-nucleotide messenger RNA. It is a transcript of the gene il1b, whose product is annotated as interleukin 1, beta. The record is from RefSeq and is a predicted model, not a curated record. Bases 74 to 964 code for a protein of 296 amino acids. NCBI's taxonomy places the organism in Eukaryota, Metazoa, Chordata, Chondrichthyes, Orectolobiformes, Stegostomatidae. Gene Ontology annotation, biological process: cellular response to lipopolysaccharide; immune response; inflammatory response. The transcript is spliced from 6 exons. Gene Ontology annotation, molecular function: cytokine activity.
UGCCAGAGUCAAAUUGAAGAGCAGCAAUAAACUUGCAAACAACUUAUAUUCCUUCAAGCGGCGUCGAUAAGAAAUGAGAACUGAUGUCAGAUCUGCCACCAGUCCAACCGUUAACAAUGAGCCUCAAAGUUACAAAUCCAGGAAGGAUUCCUGUCUGUCCCCAACUGCAUGUCACCCGGUCAAGGGUACCUUCCAGGUGACGAUGCCCAACAUGACGGAAGCAUGCGGAGAAGAGCACAAGAGCUACCAGCUGAAGAUCAUGGAGACAUCGUCGUCCAUCGUGCCAGUCAGCAGCGCCCACAUCUCCCUGGAGCAAGCAGUCAUCCUGGUCCUUGCCAUUGAGAAGUUCAAGGCGUUGGUGAAGCAGCGGCACCUGCCCGAGGACUGGAAGCAUGACGGUGCUUCCUUCACAGACUCAUACUUGCUGGGAGACUUCAACGCCGUCAUGGAAGAUGUUGACCCGUACAUCAUCCAUGACACCGCCGGGAGCUCCGCGUGCCGUUUCAGAUUCAUGCAGAGCGUCCAGCAACAUUUCAUGGACGACCGCAACCGCUCCCUCAUCCUCUCGGAGAAUCUCCAGCUUCUGGCCGUCUCCCUGCAGAGACCGGCCGACGCAGUUCAGUUGGAUGUGAGGUACUAUAAGUCAACAGGGACCAACACAGAACUGUUGCCCGUUGUUCUGGGCCUUAACAGAGAAAAUCUCUUCAUCACGUGCACGGGCCCACGAGAAAGACCCAAGUUGAAGAUUGAGAAGUGGGAGGAGAAUCUGCGGAACAUCAGCAGCACCACCGACCUGCUCCGUUUCAUGUUCUACAAGCGAGCUGGGAGCGCCGGCCUGUACUUUGAGCUGGAGUCAGCCAUGUACCGUGGUUGGUACAUCAGCACGUCGCAGAAAAAUGGCCAACCCAUUGAAAUGGACGUCAAGGGGAGCAACAAGAGGGUCACCAUCUUCACAGCUGAUUAAGGCCUUGACAGACCUGUGCCACGCUGCACCCCAGCACACACCCCCAAACAAAAACAAAAUGCGUGUUUUAGAAAUUCAAAAUCAGAAAAGAUUUGAUUUCGAGAGAGUAUUAUGUAUGUACUGAGUACAGAAUGUUCAAUCCGUUGCAAACAAAUGGAUUUACAGCCCUUAGCUGAUCAAGUUGUCACUUUGACAUGAAAUUGUAAAAGUCAAGUGAAAUGCCAGUGGCAAUAUUUGCUCUGCUUUCACAUUAAGUUGCGUCGGGAAAUUUGCAUGGGUUUAAUAUUUAAUAAUUUAUUGUAAUUGCUCAUUAUUAAUUAUUGUCUUUGCUAAUUUAUUGC